GGCUUGACUGUUGGGAUCCAUGGAUAAAUCCGAACAAAAGCAAUUAUUAUAAGUAAAAUGCUCCCUCUAUUUCUACGUCCAUCGACUCGUAGGCUGUAAGAAAAGCUCAUCAAACUGUUGCAGAAUUCAGAAAUGGCGUAUCAGGACCACCAACACCUCACUCAAGAUAUGCCCCUCCACCACUAUCCCGAUGAUCAUCAUCUUCAGCCGCCCGCCGCCGCCGUCUUCCGCCAUCACUCCCCCGAAGACUCACCCACAAAACGAUCACCAUCCACCUGGCUGAGCAGCUCUAUCCUCCACCCUCAGUCACACCAGUGGCUUUCCACCCAAAGUCAAUCCAGUCCGCCGACCACAUCGGACGCCGGCCCUGAAAACGAUAUCACCACCAAUGUCUGCGGAGGUGAUAAUAAUUGGGAGAGAGAAAAGUGCAAGGCGGAUAUUCUGGGACAUCCUCUGUAUGAACAGCUUCUGUCGACCCACGUGGCGUGCCUGCGAAUAGCGACACCGGUGGACCAGCUGCCCAGGAUCGACGCCCAGUUGGCUCAGUCGCAACAGGUUAUGGCUAAGUACUCUGUUCUUGGACAAGGUCAACAGCCCCUCGAUGACAAGGACCUCGAUCAGUUCAUGACACAUUAUGUUCUGUUGCUCUCUUCCUUUAAAGAACAACUCCAACAACAUGUGCGGGUUCAUGCAAUGGAAGCAGUUAUGGCUUGUUGGGAGCUUGAACAGUCAUUGCAAAGCUUAACAGGGGUAGCGCCAGUCGAAGGUACAGGUGUGACCAUGUCUGAUGAUGACGAUGAUCACGCAGACAGCGAAACUAACUUAUUCGAUGAAAGUCUAGAUGGACAUGAAAGCAUGGGAUUUGGUCCUCUAGUACCCACUGAAAGCGAGAGGUCCUUAAUGGAGCGUGUGAGACAAGAAUUGAAAAGCGAGCUUAAACAGGGUUACAAGGAGAAGCUUGUGGACAUAAGGGAUGAAAUUUUACGCAAACGAAGAGCCGGAAAACUGCCUGGAGACACAACAUCCGUCUUAAAAUCUUGGUGGGAAUUGCAUUCCAAGUGGCCUUAUCCAACAGAGGAAGAUAAGGCAAGAUUGGUGCAGGAAACCGGCUUGCAACUAAAACAGAUUAACAAUUGGUUCAUCAACCAACGUAAAAGAAAUUGGCACAGCAAUCCUUCGUCCUCAUCCUCUCAGAAAAGCAAAAGAAAGAGUAGUGCAGGUGAUAAAGCAAGCAAUGAGCGCGUCAUCUGAGCACAAAAUUCAGAUCGAAGAAUAGUGAGGUUUUGUCCUUUAUGUUCAUACCCAGUGGCCGGGCCUGCAUGGAUUUCGUAGGUGGAGCUGAAAUGGAAGGUUGCAGUAGCUGUUUUGAGGUAUUUUCUGUUGGUUAGGCUAAGCAAGUAGCAACACAUGGUUGAUCAUUUGGUGUAUAGGCCAAAUGGUGUACAAAUGGGAAUCUGCCCAUAUUUGUGGUAUAUUUGCAGUUAUAAUAUAUUUUUGUGUGUAAAAAUGACUCUAGAUUGGCUAUUAUGUGUCUGACGUAGGUAAAAUGCUGAACUUUCGCCA
Messenger RNA from Olea europaea var. sylvestris, 1563 nucleotides. RefSeq names its product homeobox protein knotted-1-like LET12. The coding region runs from base 133 to 1251 and encodes 372 amino acids. The transcript is spliced from 6 exons. The record is from RefSeq and is a predicted model, not a curated record. Gene Ontology annotation, molecular function: DNA binding. Gene Ontology annotation, cellular component: nucleus. Gene Ontology annotation, biological process: regulation of DNA-templated transcription. NCBI's taxonomy places the organism in Eukaryota, Viridiplantae, Streptophyta, Magnoliopsida, Lamiales, Oleaceae.